This is a messenger RNA of Alternaria arbusti, 1164 nucleotides long. RefSeq lists its product as uncharacterized. NCBI's taxonomy places the organism in Eukaryota, Fungi, Ascomycota, Dothideomycetes, Pleosporales, Pleosporaceae. The record is from RefSeq and is a predicted model, not a curated record. Bases 1 to 1164 code for a protein of 387 amino acids. The transcript has a single exon.
AUGGUGCGACGAGCAGCAAAGCCAAAGCCCGAAAUGAGCUACUCCAAUUACAUCGCUUCCGAAACAAGACUCGCUAGGCUUGAAGCUGACGACAUGCCAAAUUAUGCGGCCAUGAGUUAUUCGGAACUUCGCGAGGAGAUGAAAUCGCGCGGGAUGUUCCAAGGUGGAGAAAAGCAACGGAUGAUCAACAUGCUUGAGCGUCAGUUUCGAGAGAUGCACAUGGAACACACGAGAAGGCCGGUUCGUCAGGCUAAGCGUCGUCUUCGUGAGCACCCAGAGAUGAUGCUUACCAGCGAAUUCAAGAGGGAUCCUUCCAGAAUCUCUUUCACGGACUUGCCUGGUGAGAUCCGAAACAUGAUCUAUGAUCUCGCCCUCUUCGAACCUCUUUCGGGCGAUUUCGCACAAGCUGGAAACUGGGAGAUGACUGCCAGCAGUGGUCGCUUAUUUCUCUCUCGCUACCGGACACAUCAUCUGGAAUUAGAUCUUGGAGAACUCCGCUAUGACCGCACCAUCUCAGCGUUGCAUGUUGUCGGAGCCUUGGACAAGCAGAUCCGGAAAGAGGUUCAGACCUUCUUUUGGGCUCAAAUCCAUAUCACGAUUGUCCUAGAGAAUUAUCACCCACAGGGCUACUGCUCCGUCGUUCGCCGGUUCCUCGAAAGAAUCGGCCCUCUAGGUAGAAGCGCCCUCGCCGGCUUCACUGCGCAAGCGAGGUAUACAGAUUAUGAGCAAGCGCAGCACCACGACUAUCAGACCAUGCUCGCGUUGCUUCGAGAGUGCAAAAACUUGCGGACACUGGAUAUGUGGCUACCUAUGCACAUGAUAAUGGGUUCCCCCGAUCGGAAGGCGAUGGAACAAUUCUUCCUGCAUGGUCAGCCUUUGGUCAGUCCUAGCGUCGAGGCUCUUGUAGGCGCAUUGCAUUCGAUUCCGCAGCUUGGCUUUGUGCGACUACACACAGAGCAUACGUACAAUGUAAGGCACUACCUUCAUCAUAACGAUUUUAUCGUCUUCGCACUGACGGGGGUACGUGAAGAGCGCCUGGUCCAGGAAGUCUGCAGGCGCCUUCAGGGGCGUAGAGACGUCGAAUUCAACAUCGUGGGUAGCAUGAAUCAGGUGGAGAGUUACGAGGAAUGGCUAUCACGCAAGGCGGAAGACAUACUCCGGUAA